This is a messenger RNA of Rotaria sordida, 1863 nucleotides long. Lineage: Eukaryota; Metazoa; Rotifera; Eurotatoria; Philodinida; Philodinidae. The record is from the annotation of a GenBank genome assembly.
AUGAAUUUCAUCAUAUUGAUUAUAAUCAUAUAUAUAUUAACAAAUUUUGUUGAAUCAACUCAUUUCUAUGGUGGAACUAUAACAUGGAAACCUACGGAUAAUACAACAACUGGUUCAACACUUCCUAUCAUCUUUACACAAUCAUAUCAAUGGCGACAAUCAGGUCCUCUCACAUAUUGUAAUCAAUCUUAUGUUUUAAAUCAUUCACCUCAAAUUCCAACAGGAAUUAGUAAACUAAUAUGUCUUACAUCUAAUAGUUCUUGUGGUGGUUAUAAUGCACUUAAUAUCAGUGGAUAUUGUACUGACUUCAGUACAAUUCUUGAUUUAAGUUCAAGUCAAAUUUCAACAGUUCAAAAUAUAACAAUUGGUUCGAAGUUCUGUAUUGCAUUUCAAGGCGCAACUUGGAUUGGUCUACAAACAGUCAAUUGUGUAACAAGUGCUUCUACUACUUCGAAUACUACUACUAUAUCAACAACAACUCUCUCUAGUUGUUAUAAUAGUGCUCCUAGAUGGUCGAUCGGUUGUUGUCUUGAUUUAUCAAUUAGAUUAGAUGGAUUAAUUAAUACACCACCUGUUACAAAUAUUAUCUCGCCUAUAAAUGUACUUGUUGAUACUGAAACAAAUAUUAAAAUUCCAGUGAUCGAUGCUAACAAUGAUGUUAUACGUUGUCGUUGGGCUCAAAACACAUCAUUACUUGAUGAAUGUGGUGAUGUCUGUGGAAUAGCACCUGCUAGUACACUCAACAGCAAUGAUUGUAUAUUAACAUUUAAUAGUACAGGCACUAUUGUUGGACAAUAUUAUCCAAUUACUUUGAUGAUUGAAGAUUAUUAUAGAGAAUCAUCAUAUUUACCAUAUAGUAGUAUUCCUCUACAGUUUUUAAUUAAAAUCAUUAAUAAACCUAAUUGCUUUACAAAACCGAUGGUUAGUUCCAAUUUAUCAAAUUGCACUCCUAUUAGUGUUGGAGUUGAAUUUAAUUUUACAUUAACAAUCCAACAAGGUUGUUCGAAUAUAACAAUAGUAGAUCUAUUUAGAACAUCACCAUUAAAUAUGUAUAAAAAUGAUUUAAUACAAGUUGGAUCGACUAAUAUAUGGAUUAUUACUGAAACAUGGAUACCAACUAUUGAUCAAAUUGGAUCUCAGGUUUAUUGUGCUAUUGCAACUGAUAGUAAUAAUAUACAAUCAGAUCAAUACUGCACAACAUUUACAGUUUUACCCGUUGGACAAACACUUAAUUGUCCAACCGAUUUUAUACUAAAUAGAACGACAACAACUACAAAUACAACUACAACAUCAGUUACAAUGUUGACUUUUGUAACAACAACAGUAGCAUCAUCAACAUCAAUGAUAGGAACAGUUUAUGUAAAUGACAAUUCUGGAUUAAAUAGUUUAAAUCUUGGACUUAUUCUUGGUUUCGGUUUACCAUUAUUAUUAUUAUUAAUUGCUUUGUCAUUAUAUUGCUGUUGUUGUCAACAUUGUCAAUUUUUCAGUGGCAAAUCUUUUCGUCGAUAUUUAAAACGUGAUCAAAAUGUUGAUCAACAGGAUAAUUUACCUGAUUAUCGUCAUCAAUAUAUAAAUGAUAAUAAUAUUGUUGAGAAAAAAUAUCAAUUAAAUUAUUCGAACAAAAUUCAAUCAUUUACAAAAGAAAAUUCCCAUACAUCACUGUCACUUUCUGAUGUUCAAACAAAUUAUAUGAAUAUAACAAAAACAUCAUUUCUUUCACCUUCGUCCUACAGUCUUCCAACUAUUGACGUUCCAUAUACAAGAUAUAAUUCAUCAUCAACUACAAAAUCAAUGCAAAAUGAUUCUAUUCUUAUGCGUGAUUAUUCUAUACAACAGAAGAGACACAGUCUUUACACAUCAUAA